CGCGGCUCCAAUCCUGUCUGUCGCGUGGCCAUUAAAAGCCUUCCCCCUGCUCCGCUCGUCUCUUCCGGAACCGUCCCUCGCUCGCCUUCGCCACGCAAUUCCGAUCCACGCUGCGCGCGGGCCAGUUGUGACGACUGCGAAACUCGUCAAAGAGAGAGAGAGGCGGGCGGCGAUCGGAGAUGGCGCCGGAGAAGCCCCGGAAGGAGCAGGAGCAGGAGAAGGAAGAGGAGGAGAUGUUGCUGGAGGAUGGAGGCAUCGAGGAGAGCCCGCGCCGCAGCUUCGAGGACUGCGGCGAUUCCGAGGAGGACCGCGGGGAGGACGAUGACGACGAUGACGAGGAGCGGCACCGCGACGGCGACGGCGUCGGUUCGCCGCGCUCCUUCCAGUCUCAAAAGUGGCCGCAGAGCUACAGGGAAACAACUGACACCUACACAAUCGCUGCAUCACCGAGCUUUGGUUACUUGGGCCCUUCUACAAGCAAAUACUCACUCCUUGAUCUUGGUCGUAGUGGUCUGGGCUCUGACCUGAAGUUGCCUCUAGUAUCGGACAAGGCUGAUGGAAAGCAAGAUUCUGUCAAAAACUUGCCGAAAACCCUUAGUUCAAUAAGAGAUGAGAGAGUCUCAUUUCAAUUGCAACACACGGGAGAAAUCUACAUUAGUCAAGGGUGCAGUGUGACACAAACAGUCUUCAACGGGAUUAAUGUACUUGCUGGUGUUGGCCUUCUUUCCACCCCGUUUACAAUUCAUGAAGCUGGAUGGACUGGCCUUGCAGUUCUAGCAUGUUUUGCCAUCGUUUGCUGUUAUACUGGAAUUCUUCUGAAACAUUGUUUUGAGAGCAAAGAUGGUAUCUCAAGUUAUCCAGACAUUGGGGAGGCUGCAUUCGGAAGAAUUGGCCGACUGUUGAUAUCUAUUAUUUUGUACACCGAGCUAUAUACAUAUUGUGUGGAAUUCAUUAUUUUGGAGGGCGAUAACCUCACAUCAAUUUUUCCUAAAGCUGGUUUUGAUUGGCUUGGGAUUCAUGUUGAUGGGAAGCAUUUUUUCGGAGUGAUAACUGCUAUUUUAGUCUUGCCAACAGUAUGGCUGCGAGAUCUUCGAGUGCUCUCAUACCUUUCAGCGGGUGGUGUGUUUGCAACUCUUCUCGUAUUCCUGUCCGUUGGUUUAGUCGGUGCUACUGAUGGUAUUGGCUUCCAUUCAACUGGGAAGGUAGUAAACUGGAGUGGCAUGCCCUUUGCCAUUGGUAUUUAUGGAUUUUGCUACUCCGGGCAUUCAGUAUUUCCAAAUAUCUACCAGUCAAUGUCUGAUCGCUCCAAGUUCCCUAAGGCACUGUUCAUAUGUUUCGCAAUUUGCACAGCAAUGUAUGGCUCUUUUGCUGUCAUUGGCUUUCUCAUGUUUGGAGAGAACACUUUAUCACAAAUCACUUUAAACCUUCCAAAGCAUUCAGUUGCCUCAAAAGUUGCACUAUGGACCACGGUGAUCAACCCUUUCACCAAAUAUGCCUUGUUGUUAAACCCAUUAGCUCGAAGUUUAGAAGAGUUGCGUCCUGAAGGCUUUUUGAAUGAAACAUCAUGCUCUAUAAUACUGAGGACUGCCCUUGUUGCAUCAACUGUAUGCAUUGCGUUUCUUCUGCCGUUCUUUGGUCUUGUGAUGGCGCUCAUUGGAUCUCUUCUUAGUAUACUUGUGGCAGUCAUAAUGCCAGCCUUGUGCUUCCUGAAGAUCGCACAGAAUAAAGCAACUUGUUCACAGGUAAUUGCAAGCAUUGGUAUCAUAAUAUUGGGCGUCAUCAGUGCUGCCCUGGGGACCUAUUCGUCCGUGAAAAGGAUUGCAGAAAACUACUAAGCUCUUGGACAGUUUCUGUCUGCAGAGUCUACCACCCGAUUCCAAGGAUGGAACUCGAAAUGGUCAGGUUUCACUACGAUCAAAAUUUUGCUAGAACUACCGUGUUUCCUGUAGAUUAUUAUUACUAUUAUUAUUUGGACCACAAUAGUCUACUAAAAAACUGCAUAUCACUUGCAAUAAUGUAAUGUAAUCAUGCCCCCCUUUUAGCUGCGUCUCUUUCAUUUCGGUGUACUGUAGCAAGUUCCUGUGCUGCCGAAGAUCCUGCUUUUUACUACUUGAGGUAUCUAUACAUAUAAGCUUUAUCUGGGCUGUUGGAGUC
Messenger RNA from Sorghum bicolor (sorghum), 2154 nucleotides. Its product is annotated as vacuolar amino acid transporter 1. The transcript is spliced from 12 exons. NCBI's taxonomy places the organism in Eukaryota, Viridiplantae, Streptophyta, Magnoliopsida, Poales, Poaceae. The coding region runs from base 180 to 1835 and encodes 551 amino acids. Gene Ontology annotation, cellular component: plasma membrane. The record is from RefSeq and is a predicted model, not a curated record.